ACAUUCACAUUCGCACAAGAUAAUGUAAACCCAAAUCGGGUUAGAAGCGUUAAAGUUCCAGCGGCCUGCGGUAUCAUUAAUUGACCCUUCGUCCUCGUCCGUUCUAAUUCCCCUUGGUGGUCCUCAAGAACGCAAAGUCUUCCCUCAUCCAGAAUCUAAGUUAUCAAGAUGGGCUUGAAACAAGCUAUUAAGAGCAUCGACGCAUUCCCUCGGGCUGAGGACCACUUGUUGCAGAAAACUCAAUCUGGGGCAUUUGUCUCCAUAGUAGGUCUGAUCAUAAUGGCAUCACUGUUUUUGCAUGAGCUGGGAUAUUAUCUUACUACCUAUACUGUUCAUCAGAUGUCUGUAGACUUGAAACGUGGAGAAACCCUCCCGAUUCACAUAAAUAUGACAUUUCCUUCAUUACCUUGUGAUGUCCUGAGUGUGGAUGCUAUAGAUAUGUCAGGCAAGCAUGAAGUGGAUCUUGAUACUAACAUAUGGAAACUUCGUCUAAACAAUCAUGGCCAUAUCAUUGGCACUGAGUAUUUGUCUGAUCUUGUUGAAAAGGAACAUGCAGCUCACAAUCAUGAUGAUGAGAAGGAACAUCAUGAUGAUUUGGACCAGAAGCUUCAUGCACUUGGAUUUGAUAAAGCAGCAGAAAAUAUGAUUAAGAAGGUCAAGCAAGCAUUAACAAAUGGAGAAGGAUGCCGGGUUUAUGGGGUACUAGAUGUGCAAAGGGUCGCUGGAAACUUCCACAUUUCAGUUCAUGGAUUAAACAUUUAUGUUGCUCAAAUGAUUUUUGGAGGAGUGACACAAGUCAAUGUAAGUCAUAUCAUUCAUGAUUUAUCAUUUGGGCCAAAAUAUCCAGGAAUUCACAACCCACUUGAUGGUACAUUGAGGAUUCUGCAUGACACGAGUGGAACCUUCAAAUAUUACAUAAAGAUUGUCCCUACUGAAUACAGAUAUAUUUCUAAAGAAGUUUUGCCAACAAAUCAAUUCUCUGUCACAGAAUAUUUUUCUCCUAUGAAUGAGUUCCACAGAACAUGGCCAGCUGUUUACUUCUUAUAUGAUCUGUCCCCAAUCACCGUGACAAUAAAAGAAGAGCGCCGCAGUUUUCUCCAUUUCAUUACUCGACUUUGUGCGGUACUAGGUGGAACAUUUGCUUUGACAGGUUUGCUUCAUUUGAUGAUUCUGUAAAUGAUUUAACUAUUUUCUCCAAGUAAAUGAAUGUUGUUACUUGGGAAUAUAUUGCAUCUGAAGAGACUAAGGUAAAUGUUUUUAAUUAUUCAUAGUCUUUCUGAACUAGCUUUGAACAAAUUCAAAUUUCGUUGGGCUGUAAUUUGGGAUUUGAACAAGUUUUGGUUUGAAUCAAUACUUCCGUUUCUUGCAAAAUAAUUGAUUCUUCUCAUUUAGAACGUCCAGCUGAAGUUUGCAAUUUAGAUGGAGAAUGGCUGAUUCCAUUCAUACCUUGCCUUAAUUGGAUGGAUUGCUUCUCCCAUUCGUACUUCAUUUUUGCUCUUAAUAAUGUGUUCGCUCAUCAAUGAUGCUCUUUUUUGACCUUAAAACAGGAAUGCUUGAUCGCUGGAUGUACAGACUUCUCGAAGUACUGAGUAAACCAAAUCCUAGAGGUAUAUUGCAGUAAAAAGUUUUACAGUUGACAAUUGCCAUUAACCUUAGAUGUGCAUCUCAAAUGAAUUCUCUAUGCAAGCAAAGUACUCAGUGGUUCCUUGGGUUCAGUAUCCCACCUUGAAGUUAAGUUAGAAGUAUCAAAAAGGAGGGCAAAGAAAACUCAUGCUGCUUGUCUUCCGAGACUGAUACUGUAGAUCUUAAAUGUGAUCAUUUAUUUUUGUUCCUCACAUAUUCCAUGAACAUUGUUCUUAAAUUAGCUGUCACAAAUUUUGUAUACCGUUUCUAGAUAUUUUUGAAUGUUGCAGCUUUUGUGGGCAACCAGGACUGUGGAAUAGGUAAACCAUCCUGGGUUUCUUUUGCAUAUAAUGGGUUUUCUUAAAAAUAUUUUUUGUCUGGGAUGUUAAAGCUUCAUGAAAUUUUUAGGGGGAGUGUAGUGAUAGUUGGUGACAUUUAACUUGGACUCGAGUAAUAAAUGAUCGGCUUGAGU
Molecule: messenger RNA, 2095 nt
Organism: Rubroshorea leprosula
Lineage: Eukaryota; Viridiplantae; Streptophyta; Magnoliopsida; Malvales; Dipterocarpaceae
Source: the annotation of a GenBank genome assembly